AUGAGUGAGUUUGGCUGGAUCAUCGCCAUCAAGGUAAUGCUCAUCGUGUGUGCAAUUGGCAAAAAUGCUAGCUCCUCUCCGCCGGAAUCGCGAUAUAAAUGGACCACGGUGGACUGGCUGGAGGCCCAGAAUGUCAGCUAUGAGGCACACAAUGUUACCACGGCGGAUGGAUAUCAGCUGCAGGUGCAACGUUUGCCACGUCUGGGAGCUAAGCCCGUGCUCCUGGUCCACGGGCUACUGGGCUCCUCGCUGGGAUGGGUCUGCCUGGGACCAGAGAAGAGUUUGGCCUUUCAAUUAUUCAAUCGGAAGUAUGAUGUUUGGCUGGCGAAUCUGCGCGGAGUGUCACCCUACGGACGACAGCACACGGACUUAACCGACGUGAUGGCCGAGUUUUGGAGCUUCAGCUUCCACGAACAUGGAGCCUACGAUUUGCCGGCCAUAAUUGACCACAUGGCGCGGGUCACAUCCGGCGAGCAGGGGGAUCCCGCAAAGGAAGGAGGAAAAGCAGAGGAGGAGGGUCAAGUAGAGGAGGAGGCUCAAGGGGAGCAUGAGUAUGAGGAGCAAGUUCCACGCCAGGUGCUGCUAAUUGGACACUCGCAGGCCUUCAAUGCGUUCCUGGUCCUCUGCUCGGUGCAUCCGCGAUUCAACCAGCGCAUUCAACUCAUUCAGGGACUGGCGCCCCUGGCUCGACUGCAUCGCCAGGUGCGCUUCGAUUCCAACCAGGUGCGCCGCCUCAUGAAGUUUGUCAAGAAACGCCAGAAGAUAAGCAAAUUUGAAGUAUUUCCUCCGGGCUACUUGCGAAAAAUAUGCCAGAGCAAACAAGAUCUUUGCGAAUAUUACACCAAACAGUUUGUUGGCAGUGCCCACAGCAAUAAAAAGCUACUGGAAGCAUUUAAUUAUGAACAUUUACUGCAAGGCGGUUCGGCAAAAGAGAUAAAACACCUGCAGCAGAUAUGGAAAUCGGGUGACUUUAUUUCCUACGACUAUGGACCACUGGAGAAUAUGCAAAUCUAUCACGGCGUGGAGGCCUUUGGUUAUAAUUUGAGCCAGAUUACGGUGCCCAUUAUUCUGUAUUUUGGGGAAACAGAUGCUGUUGCCACGCCAAACGGAGUCCAUGGAAUAUAUGCCAGAAUGCUAAAGUCCGUGAAGAGUGUGAGGAGAAUAAACUCCCCGAAAUUCAACCAUUUGGAUUUCAUUGUCUCCGGCGAAGUCAAAAGUCUGGUCAACGACAAAUUAAUUGAGCAAAUGGAACAGUUUCUCGAGGGCCGAUUGCCGUACGUAAUUGAAUGACCGCCAAAUAAAAGGUGUCAUCAAAGGCGUUCAUUGAAGCCCAUUAUAAUAGAAAUGACAAAAAAUAAUUGCCCGGCGAAAUGCUUUAUUUGCCUUGGCAGCCGUCCAAAAUGCCAAUUAUGUAAUGCGGUAGCCAGACCAUAAAAAAAAUAUACAUAUAGAUGUAUAAUUCAAAAAGGCAGCCGCCACAACUGGUCGACACUUUUACUUUCUUUUGAUGGCCAAACAAAAAAAGUGUCUGUUUCCAGUGUCUUUUGUGCUGCUUUUGGUCGAAAAGGUUUGGGUGAUUAAGCCAGCGAAAGAGGAGAAAUAAUGAUAAUUACCUUAAUGGAAUUGCUUGGACUGAAUUUACAACUGUGGGUGGCGUGCACUUAAUAAAUAUUGUAAUUUUAAUGACUCA
Drosophila ficusphila is the source of this 1690-nucleotide messenger RNA. RefSeq names its product lipase 1. Bases 1 to 1290 code for a protein of 429 amino acids. Gene Ontology annotation, molecular function: hydrolase activity, acting on ester bonds. The transcript has 6 exons. The record is from RefSeq and is a predicted model, not a curated record. NCBI's taxonomy places the organism in Eukaryota, Metazoa, Arthropoda, Insecta, Diptera, Drosophilidae. Gene Ontology annotation, biological process: lipid metabolic process.